AUGGGCCUUGGAAAGACCUUAUCUAUAAUUGCGCUCAUUGUGGAUGCAAAAAUCGCCAGAAAAGAAAGGAGACGUAAUGGCAAAGAUGAACAGGACAGGGAACGAAAGAAACGCAUUCGUGAUGAGGGGUUAAUACCGACCAAUUCUACUCUGGUAAUUGCACCUGCAGCUUUGAUUUACCAUUGGGAAGCGGAAAUCAAGUCUCGCUGCGAGGAUCACCUGUUGAAGGUCAAGGGAGAAAGUCCGCUUGCUGAUGUUCAUUGGGCUCGGAUUGUGCUCGAUGAGGCGCACGCUGUAAAAAAUAGGAAAACAAAGGCAUCAAAGGUAGAGUUACCUGAAAAACAUAGCUAUGAACACAUGUUGGAAUUCACUGACAGCGAACGGAAGGCUUAUGACUUGAUGUAUGAAGCAUCGAGGGCGAGAGUAAGGGAAAUGAUAACUGAAGAAGAGGCAGACGAGAGAUUCGGUGCACGUGUGACAAAGAAGCGUGAUGCGACAUUAACGAGCAAAAAUGUAUUCCUUGGUUCUGCUGCUAACUCAAAUCCGAACUCUAAAUUCGGAAAAAUGGGUUGUAUNAAACGAGAUCCUGAGGCACUGGCGAGAGUAAGGGAAAUGAUAACUGAAGAAGAGGCAGACGAGAGAUUCGGUGCACGUGUGACAAAGAAGCGUGAUGCGACAUUAACGAGCAAAAAUGUAUUCCUUGGUUCUGCUGCUAAUUCAAAUCCGAACUCUAAAUUCGGAAAAAUGGGUUGUAUGUUGGUAAUUUUGCUGCGUCUUCGUCAAGCGUGUAUUCAUUUCUUCUUAACUAAAAAUGCUGUAGAUAUGGAGGCUUUUCAAUCAAUAGGCUUCGAAAAUCCACUUAGUGCUGAAGAACAAGAAAAUUUAGUUAAUCUCACUAUAGACAAAUACAUGGGCCCAAAUGAAGUGGAAAACAUUACCGAUAUUUUUGAAAGAAAAUAUGUCAGUGCUAAGAUCGAGCUCGCUCUGGAACUUCUUGGGCGUAUCCUCCAAGAUGGUGAAAAGUGUGUCAUUGUAUCCCAAUGGACCUCUUUCUUGAAGAUCCUUGAGGAGCAUAUCAAUAAACGAUUCCCACAUGCUUAUUGCUCAACGAUUUGUGGUGAAACCCUUCCCAUUGAACGGCAAAAUCGUGUAAAUAGUUUCAAUGAAGAUGCUAAUGGAAUAGUUGUAAUGCUUAUUUCUAUCACAGCUGGAGGUGUAGGAUUGAAUCUAACGGGAGGAAAUCAUCUUAUUCUUAUGGACCUUCACUGGAAUCCAGCUCUGGAGCUACAGGCCCGUGAUCGCAUUCAUCGCAUGGGUCAGACGAAAGAAGUGCACCUGCAUAAGUAA
Messenger RNA from Haemonchus placei, 1347 nucleotides. The record is from the annotation of a GenBank genome assembly. Lineage: Eukaryota; Metazoa; Nematoda; Chromadorea; Rhabditida; Trichostrongylidae.